Mobula hypostoma (lesser devil ray) is the source of this 7417-nucleotide messenger RNA. RefSeq names its product trafficking kinesin-binding protein 2-like. Gene Ontology annotation, biological process: mitochondrion distribution; protein targeting; vesicle transport along microtubule. NCBI's taxonomy places the organism in Eukaryota, Metazoa, Chordata, Chondrichthyes, Myliobatiformes, Myliobatidae. Gene Ontology annotation, molecular function: myosin binding; GABA receptor binding. The transcript is spliced from 18 exons. The record is from RefSeq and is a predicted model, not a curated record. Gene Ontology annotation, cellular component: dendrite; cytoplasmic vesicle; mitochondrion. The coding region runs from base 543 to 3356 and encodes 937 amino acids.
ACUCUUUGUAUGCACGUUCAUCACCACCUUUGAUUCGAGCAAGAACAGUGGAGCUGCUAGCAAACUUAAAUAAGAAAGGACGCAGAACCUUGAGUUUGGAUAUUGCACUUGAGUGUUACCCUGGGUAAUGUGGCCGAGGACGAGUGUGUACAAGGGUUUAACUUUGAACUGAGUAUGCUGCAGUUUAAUGAAAGCUUCCUGGGAAUAUGUUUUGUUAUCUUGGUCCGUGUGGAACGCUGUUUCAUUUGCUGUAUUCAGGUUGCAUUUGAAAACAGCACAUCAUGAGUAUUCUCUCUCUUCUUGAUUUUUUUUGCAAGUCAUCAGCCCAGCUUUUAACAGUUUCCUUAAUUUCAUCUUAAUUGAAUGAGAUGUGAUCUCCAAUAGACUUCAAAUGAAAAUCCGCUCAGCAAUACUAAAUAUUGUAUGGGAUAAUAUGCGUAAUCCUCCUCAAGCGUCGAAUCAUUUCAUCAAUAUAUUCAAUCUGUUUGGAUGGUGGGGAAAUCUUCCAGGAGGGAAUUUUUCAAGAUGCCUUUGGACAAGUAAUGCCAGAAAAUAAAUCCAUGAGUGUGAAUCAAAAAGAGACGGGGACCAUCACUGAUGUGUGCAGCAGUGAGGAGUUGCCUGAGGUAGAACUUGUGAGCUUGAUUGAAGACCAGCUGCCCCAGUAUCACCUGCGAGCAGACUCGCUCUACUUCUAUCAGAACGAGGACUGGGAGCAGACCUCUGAGCAUCCUGAACAUGCAUCUGGUGGGCUUUCUCCCACCCAGGCUGAGGAGGCCUUCCGUUACAUGACUUUCUUCGAAAAGGAAGAGAGUUCCUCGUUGCUCCCAAUGUCUUGCAGUUGUCCUCAAGUUCUCAGUUCUGAAAGGGUGGAUCAGAUGACAAGAACGUACAAUGACAUUGAUAUGGUCACACACUUGCUGGCUGAGAGAGAUCGUGAUUUGGAAUUGGCUGCUCGGAUAGGGCAGUCUUUACUGCAGCGGAACAGAGCACUGUCUGAGAGAAAUGAACUCCUAGAAGAACAGUUGGCCCAGGCUUAUGAUCAAGUUAACCAGCUGCAACAUGAGCUGUCAAAAAAGGAUGAGCUUCUGAAAGUUGUGGCCAAUGCCUCUGAGGAGAGUGAAUCUGACUCCAGCUGCUCCACACCUCUCCGACGUAAUGAGUCCUUUCAUUUGUCACAUAGUUUGAUGCAGUUGGACGCAUUGCAAAGUAAACUACGAGAACUGGAGGAUGAAAAUCUUUCUCUCCGUUCUGAGGCUUGUCACCUAAAGACAGAAACCAUCAACUAUGAAGAGAAGGAACAACAGCUGGUCAAUGACUGUGUGAAGGAGUUGAGAGAAGCAAAUAUAAAUAUUUCUAACCUAGCAGAUGAACUCUCCAGAAAAAAUGACGACAUUGUUCGUCAUCAGGAGGAGAUUACCAACCUACUCAGUCAAAUCGUGGAGCUUCAACUUAAAGUCAAGGAGUGCGCCAUUGAGAAAGAAGAACUGAAGCAACAUCUUCAGGCAUCUAAAGAUGCCCAGCGACAGCUUACAGCAGAACUGCUGGAAGUACAGGAUCAUAAUGCUGAGUGUUUGGGAAUGUUACAUGAAUCUCAGGAAGAACUAAAAGAAUUGCGGAACAAGUCAACAUCAUGCGCACUAAACCGGCCCCAAGCUUACAGCAUGUUCUCUAUGAAUUCCUUGGCUGCUGAGAUUGAAGGAAGUAUGCGCAGGGAGCUUAAUCUUGAAGAGUCAACGAUGGAAGAUCAAAGGAGCCAACACAGACGGGUUUUCUGUACAGUCCGAAGCAUAAAUGAAACCCUACAAACUCAUGUGCCAGCUUCUUCUCUGGGAUCUAUCCCAGGAUCUGGUUGUUCAUCUCUUCUUGUAACUAUGAAAUCCCAGCAACCCAACAUGGGAUCAUCUGAUCCAAAGGUGUCAAAAAACUCAUCUGGUGAAGCUGGUUCCCACUGUAAAUGGUCCAGUGUUGGACAGCCGGGAGCACCUGGUGGCAAAGACCUGUCCACUGCUUUGCGCCGCCUUUCUCUGCGGCAGGAGAAUUACUUGAGUGAGAAGAGGUUCUUUGAAAGUGAACGGGACCGGAAGCUGAUGGCCAUGGCAACAAAAGAGGAGUCUGGCUGCAGUACGCCAGCAGAGAGUGUGAUGUCCACUGGGACCAACCUCAGGGACCUAACAGAGAUGUCUUGCUUUUCCAGUGUGUCGAGCUCUUACCGCACAUUCCUACCUGAGAAGCUACAGAUUGUCAAACCACUUGAAGGUUCAAUGACUCUACAUCAGUGGCAACAGUUAGCACAGCCUAACCUGGGCACAAUUUUAGACCCACGGCCCGGUGUCCUCACUAAGGGCUUUGAGCUACUUCAGGAAGAUGAUAGUUACCAUCUCUCUGAUCUGGAAGAGGACAGUGAGGAAGGAAUCUUAUUCAACGCUCAGCACACUUCCACCCCCGAGGAUAAAAAGGAGAAGAAGCAGGACAAAGAGAAACAGUCUUCUGAAGGGAAGGGGCUACCACCAGAUAUUUUUCUGCCAAUAAAUGGCCACUCGACUCAUGAGUCAGCAGCUGUGAGGAAUCCAGGCAAAUGUCUGUCACAGACCAACUCAACUUACACCUUCACUACCUGCAGAAUUCUUCAUCCUACUGACAUUGUUCAAGUCUCAGCAAGUGUCAUGUAUGCUCCGGUGCCAAAUACAGGGGGUUCAUCCACGAAUAUGAUCUCCAGUCCAAGCACCCCCAUUGUUCCUUGCCGGCCAAGCAUUGAUGAAUCCUUCACAAAAAGAAGAGAGUCAACUACUACUCUGAGCAGCACUAGCAGCUUGACAAAGCUCUUGCAAGAUCGUGGAAUCUCUGCUGGUGUUUAUCGUUGCCCUCUGCUGAAAAUCCCACCUGUGGUUCCCCCUAAGAUGUUACCUAUACCCCGUACCCCACCAAACUCCCCCUGCCGCUCCCCAUGCCUAUCGCCGUUGCCCUUUGACACACAAGGAGCCAUUGAGAACUUCCUUGCCUCACGCCCUGCGGAGACGCUGCUCCAUGAAAUCUACUGCCUGAAGCCUGGUCGGGUCUGUGCCGAUUCUGCGCCCGCCAGUCUGAACCUGGUCAAGAAGUUGAAAAGAAUGGGAAUUGCACAGGCUGUUGCCCCUCGGAAUACCCCAGAGUGUGACGACAGCCAGGAAGGAAAGGUUAAGAAGCACCAACAGGAAUCGGCAGUGUACAUGGGGACUGGCAGCAGUCUGCUAGGUGUCUUGAGGCGAAACCAGAGUGUCCCCAGUGUGCUCUGUGGGCUUGGCAUGCCAAUACCAAAGAUGGGCACUUUUGAUGAGAAGACUGAAACCAAUUUGGUUUUACCUGCAAAGAAGUGACCCAUCUGAAUUCUAUUCCCACUAACCCCCCCCCACAACUCUCCAUCCCUCAUUACUCAGUCCCCCAACCCAGUCCUAAGUAGUUUUAACUGGAAGGCAGGUGUUUUGGUUGAGAAGCUCCUGAAAGUCUGAAGGUGGUAAGUGCAAGUGAACAAAGGAAGUUGAGCUGUUGAAAAGAUUAAAUGAUUUUGAGGUGAGAGUGUCAGUCAAGUGAACUGAUUGGUGAUGAAAUGAAGAAGGAAGUGCGGCGACAUAAAAUAUUUGAACAUUCUGAGGAUUUGUAAUGAAAGAUAGUAAUGAAGAAAGCGAUGUUUAUACAAGGGCUGAACCAGCAGCUUGACACUAAUGAGCAAGAUGAGCAGCAUUUCUCAACUCUUGCGCUUGGGAAAUAUCACGCGAAGCACAACAAAAAGCAUUAAAGCACACCCUUGAAUGUUUGAUUUGUACUAAGCUGUAGCGAAAUCACCACCCUUUCCUUAUGGAAGUGCUACCCUUUGUUUAUGAUUCAAGUACUCUUUGGCCUUGGCAGCCCCACAGCAAACCUUGCUGUAUUUGUUUAUUAUCAAAUGCUCAAACUGCCUCACCUCCUUUUCAGCAUGCAUGCAUUUUAAAAUCCAAGUAUCUUAAGGUCUUAUUUCUUAAACAUUUUUAAAGCAUUCACACUGUAACCCAUUAUCAGUGAACACAAGUGGUAAGUUACUUUUCUUCCAAAGCCAAUACACCAGGUACUAUUAUUGUACUGUAACCCAUCACAUUACCCCAAUUAAAUUCUAUUGGGACUUUCUAGAACACUGCUUAAUCAGGUUCUUCACUUUUUAGCAUAAACAUAGGAUUAUUUGAUCCUCAAAGUUUGGCAUAAGCCCUUUUGACAUGAAUGCAAUCAAUUAAAAACUCAGCACAAUAUGUUGGAAUUGGAGAGCUGUACUGAUCAAAAGCAUUAGGUGUGCUUUACUGUGAAACUGGUUAACUCCCUAUGAUAACUAUUUUUAUUGCAACCUGACCUUGACAAUGGAGACUGAAGUGGGUGGGUUCAGUUUAAGUCUGUGAAUAUUGAUUGGUGAUAUUGAACAAGUUGUGGGUGAUGGUGUGGUGGGGGGGGCAGGUUUUCAGAAUUGGUGCUUCAAUACUAUCAUAUUACUACUUCAUAUAAGUUAUAAAGAUUUAUUUUGCUCUAUGUACUAAUAUCAAGCUAUAUUAUAUUUGGUUGAGUUUAGUUUUGACCUGCUUUACCCAAAAACAACAGGUGAAAUCAUGGUCACUAGGAGUAGAAUUUGAGUUGACAAUGUUUGGUUAAUGUUUUUUUUACCCUCUCCAUUUUCUUCCACCUACUCUCCCCACCCCGCCCCCUUCAUUGUCCCUUUGGUCUGUGAGUUAGUCUGGGGAGAAAAACGAGGCAUGACUUGGUGGAGCUAAAUAUUCCAUCUCUUGGCUAUUUGAGGUAUAACAUAAAGGGACUGGAAUUGACAAAAAAAAUAGAAAAUACAGAUGGGGGUUCACCAUAGCCAAAACAGCAUGGUCUUUCAUUCAGUGUUGUAGAAUGAAGUGAAAGACAGCGCUAGCAAAUCUUCCAGUCUAAAUAUGGUGUCUGGUUUAAUAGUUUACAAAUGUCAAGACUCCAGAUUUUUGAAGUUAUUAAUGGUGUAGUAUGGAUAUUUUAUUUAUUUCAAAAACUUUUUUUAAAAGGAAGGAUCAUUGUCAUAUUUGAUUGUUGUUAUACAUCCAGAAUCUCUGACCCAGACACUUGUCAUGCUAUAGGUUUGGGAAAGCUUGUGGACCGUCAGUUUUGGGGUUGCCGGUUCUGAUUGGACAGAGUCCUCCAGGAGAUUCACCAUGUAACUAUAACCAGUCUGCUCCUGUGCUCCAGCCUUUGGUUGGUUGUCCACUUUCACAUAUUCUCGACCCAAUCAGUAAAAUGGACAUUGGCAGUCAAGAAUCACUAAAUUCUGUAACAAUCUAACAUUUUUUUCAUUUCCAUAUUUUGAAUAUCAAGAACAUGAAUGUAUAGAAAAAUUAAGAAUAAUGUUUUACCUAUGAAAUUAAUAUUUAAUUCCACAAAGUCACCAUGAUCCUGGAGGGUGGACACAGGCACGACUUUUGUUUUCAAUCAAGUAGUAAUUUUGUCUAUGUUUAAUGCUACUUGCAAAGCCAUGAAUUUAAAAUUCAGCUAUAUACUCUUUCCAAAGCAAAGUAAUCUUUCAGAGUGUAGUGGGCAAGAACUAUUUGGUUGCAAACCUCAUAGUAAGAUGCUGUUGGGAUGAAAUGUCAGCAUAAAGGGAAAAUGUCCUGGGUUGAUGGCAGUCCUUGGAAGAUGAUGUCUUUAAAAGCUGUCACGUCUUUAGAGUACACGGGUUGCAUGUCAUACUGCUAGGAUCCUGCCAGCUCACAGCCAAAGUGGCAGAAUCGCACUAAUCUUCACUUCGGGCAUGGUUUUGCACUUUAAAGAAAAAAUGCACUUGUUUUUAAAAAAGCAAACCUAUUUGUAAUUCUAAAACAAAAUCUAAUUGUAAAGUAGGGGAAUCUAAAGCAACCUAAAACAAAAUUUGUAGAAUAAUCUUUAAAACUUCAGUUAUUAUGGUUUUAAAUAUAGUUUCCAGAUGCGUAAUAAACUCAAGAAGUUUAAUCCGCUAAAUUAAUCAGGAGUGUAUUCCGCCCAGUUACCUACAGUUGAACAUGUAUGGCAUAAUCCCAAAAACCUUGGACCAUCUGCCAUUGUACAUUUGUGGAGGUCACAGAGGUGAAACAUGCUAUUAUUGAAAUCUGGGUAAUGGCAGUGAUCGGUGAAUAAGUCCUUUGGGAAUCUCACAAUGACGACUGCUGAUCACGUCCGGAGAGUGGAGGGGCACCAAACCACACAUUAGGAAAGAUAUAACCCAAAUUUUCUAUCUUAUUGGACUUUUCACACCCCCCACCCUGCAUGUAAAUGGAGUUUGAUUCCAGUACUAAGACCCCUAUAUUCUGAGGUGAGUUAUAUUUCAGUUACCUAUAUGCAUUUCCUGUGGAUUUGCAUUUAAAAAGGGAAUUGUGCUCAGUCAUUUCCACAAAUCGGUAUAGAGCAAAUAUGACUAAGCCUGGCAAGGUAUCAUUCUAUACUGAGUAUAAAGCAGCCUGUGAAUCUGGAGCAGGACAGUGAAUUCUAAUUGGCCAGUAAUCGAAAUUCAUGCUGCUUUGAGUUACCAAGGUUUGUAUAUACUGUACUGUAUUUAGGCUAGUAGGGGAUCAGAGAGAAUUUGCUUUCUUGUCUAAUUGAAAUAUUGUUUAAGAAUGUAUAUUGACCAUUUAAAUCCAUCCUGCAAGAGAAAAGUGGAAGUGCAUAUUUUUUGUUCAGACAGUGUAUUUUAAGCUCUAACCAUGAAUCAACCUGUGUUCUGCUGCCUUGUCACUGGGUGAGAACAUGCCCUUUUCUCGCUGUCUGCUUAGAAUUUAGAGGGGGAUUCAUAGAAACCCACCGAGUUUACUUGGUAUCUGCUGUUGCUUCUACUUGCUUACAUGUUUUGUUUAUAUUAAAUAUUUAUUUUAAAGCAGGGUGAGUUUUGGCUGAUAUUCUAAUUAUAUGGCUCUGGGGUUGUCCUAAUAGUUAGCCCUGUCUGACCACAGCCCAGCUCAAAAUGAAUAGGUCCUGAAUGGGUCCCUGCAAUGCACAAUAUUACUGGUUAGUGCUUGCUGAUUCUGUGUAGUCCCCUGCCAAUGGCUUGAUUGCAUGUCUAUAGAAAGUCUCUGGGAAAUUCUUGCACUAUUUUUUUUAUAUAUAGGAGGAGAGAUUUCUUUAAUCCAUUCAGUGAAUAGUUUUACUAGUUACUGCACACAGUUGCUAUAGCUGGUAUGUGGUGUAGUCCUCCUUACAGUGUGUUUACGUGUAGCAGUGGUCCGGCGACUGAGCUACUUGCCACCUAGCUGAUAGGUUUCUUGGCUUUAGAUUUACUUUCUAGAACUACCCUGAGAAGACAAAUGCAGUUGUUUUCUCCAAAUGUCAUUUGUUAUGCAAUAUUUGAUAUUUAUUGUAAUAAUUAAUAUAACUGCAAAAUACAUGGCAUUCUGAGUCACUUCAACUCAUAAAUAAACUU